Suncus etruscus (white-toothed pygmy shrew) is the source of this 3477-nucleotide messenger RNA. RefSeq names its product Rap guanine nucleotide exchange factor 3 (gene RAPGEF3). Gene Ontology annotation, cellular component: plasma membrane. Bases 522 to 3167 code for a protein of 881 amino acids. Gene Ontology annotation, molecular function: guanyl-nucleotide exchange factor activity. The transcript is spliced from 27 exons. The record is from RefSeq and is a predicted model, not a curated record. Gene Ontology annotation, biological process: Ras protein signal transduction; positive regulation of GTPase activity. NCBI's taxonomy places the organism in Eukaryota, Metazoa, Chordata, Mammalia, Eulipotyphla, Soricidae.
CAUGGUGGUUAGGGCCUUAUAAUAAAGCUGGAUUUCUCCUGAAAAAAGAAAAAUAAUUUCUGGGGGAACCGGAGUCUCAGUCUCAGCCGAGAGGUGGGGAGCUCUCUGCAGGGACCCGGCAGCAGGGUGGGGCAGAAUUCCAAAGCAAACUGCGAAGAAGGGCCAGCAGUGUCCUUCCUAGGCCUGCCUGCCUGGCCUUCUCGGCUGGAGACCCCAGGCACCGCUGGAAGCAGCGCCAGACAGGCAGGCCCCAGCGAAGGUCUUCCUGUCCCUCCCCCGGGCUCCUGGCAGGCUGCAGCACGGCCGCCUGACCAGUCCAGAGCCCUCCAAGGGACUGCCCGGUGCCCCAAGCACUGGCCCUGCUGCCCUGCCGCAUCUCUGCCUUCCUCUCUGUGACACAGGUGGGCUGGCCAGGUGAGGGCCGCUGGCAGGUGGGCCUGGCCUUGGAGGACGGGCCGGCUCUGGGCGCUGCCCCUGUGGGAGGCCUCCCGGAUGGGGUGUCCGAGGGGACACUGCUCAACAUGGUGCUGAGGAGGAUGCACCGGCCUCGGAGCUGUUCCUACCAGCUGCUGCUCGAGCACCAGCGCCCCAGCCGCAUCCAAGGCCUUCGUUGGACCCCACUCACUGACAGCGAGGAAUCCCUGGAUUUCAGUGGGAGCUUGGAGCAGGCCUCCCCGGAGCGGGUGCUCAGAGCUGGCAAGCAGCUGCAUCGGCAUCUCCUGGCCACCUGCCCCAACCUUAUCCGAGACAGAAAGUACCACCUGAGGCUCUAUCGGCAGUGCUGCUCAGGCCGGGAGCUGGUGGAGGGGAUCCUGGCCCUUGGGCUUGGGGUCCAUUCUCGGAGCCAAGCUGUGGGAAUCUGCCAGGUGCUGCUGGAUGAGGGUGCCCUCUAUCAUGUGAAGCACGACUGGACCUUCCAAGACCGAGACACCCAAUUCUACCGCUUCCCAGGGCCAGAGCCAGACCCUGCCAGGGCUCGGGAGCUGGAAGAAGAGCUGGUGGAGGCGGUGGCCCUCCUCUCCCAGCGGGGGCCCGAUGCCUUACUCACGGUGGCACUUCGAAAGCCCCCAGGGCAGCGCACGGACGAGGAACUGGACCUUAUCUUCGAAGAGCUGCUCCACAUCAAAGCUGUGGCCCAUCUCUCCAACUCGGUGAAGCGGGAAUUAGCAGCAGUCCUGCUCUUUGAACCGCACAGCAAGGCAGGCACCGUGCUGUUCAGCCAGGGCGACAAGGGCACCUCGUGGUACAUCAUCUGGAAGGGGUCGGUCAACGUGGUGACCCACGGCAAGGGACUGGUGACCACACUGCACGAGGGCGAUGACUUCGGGCAGUUGGCUCUGGUGAACGACGCACCCCGGGCAGCCACCAUCAUCCUGCGAGAAGACAACUGCCACUUUCUCCGUGUGGACAAGCAAGAUUUCAACCGCAUCAUCAAGGAUGUGGAAGCCAAGACCAUGCGGCUGGAAGAACACGGCAAAGUGGUGUUGGUGCUAGAGAGGACGUCUCAGGGCUCUGGCUCUUCUUGCCCCCCAACUCCAGGCAGGAACCGGUAUACAGUGAUGUCUGGCACCCCGGAGAAGAUUCUAGAACUGCUGUUGGAGGCCAUGAGGCCCGAUUCCAAUGCUCAUGACCCAACAGAGACAUUCCUCAGCGACUUCUUGCUGACCCACAGUGUCUUCAUGUCCAGCUCCCAGCUCUGUGCUGCCCUCCUGCACCAUUUCCACGCGGAGCCGGCAGGCGGCAGUGAGCAGGAGCGCAGCACCUAUAUCUGCAACAAGAGGCAGCAGAUCUUGCGGCUGGUGGGCCGGUGGGUAGCCCUGUAUGGCUCCAUGCUUCACACGGAUGCUGUGGCCACCAGCUUUCUGCAGAAACUCUCUGACCUGGUGAGCAGGGACGCCCGGCUCAGCCACCUGCUGCAGGAGCAGUGGCCAGACCGGCGACGCUACCACCGGUUGGAAAAUGGCUGUGGGAACGCGUCUCCUCAGAUGAAGGCUCGAAACAUAUCCAUUUGGCUUCCCAGCCAGGACGAGCCCCUCCCCAGCAGCAACUGUGCCAUCCGAGUUGGGGACAAAGUCUCCUACGACAUCUGCCGGCAGGACCACUCGGUGCUGAGCCUGCAGCUGCCUGUGACGGCCUCCGUCAGGGAGGUGAUGGCCGCACUGGCCCAGUGCGAGGGCUGGACCAAGGGGCAAGUGCUGGUGAAGGUCAACUCAGCAGGGGAUGCCAUUGGCCUGCAGCCAGAUGCCCGCGGUGUGGCCACAUCCCUGGGUCUCAACGAGCGGCUCUUUGUUGUCGACCCACAGGAUAUGCAUGAGCUGACCCCACACCCCGAGCAACUGGGGCCCACUGUGGGCUCUGCCGAGGGCCUGGACCUAGUGAGUGCCAAGGACCUAGCAGGGCAGCUGACAGAACAUGACUGGAGCCUCUUCAACAGCAUCCACCAGGUGGAGUUGAUCCAUUACGUGCUGGGCCCCCAGCACCUGCGGGAUGUCACCACUGCCAACCUAGAACGCUUCAUGCGCCGCUUCAACGAGCUGCAGUACUGGGUGGCCACGGAAUUGUGUCUCUGCCCUGUGCCCGGCCCCCGGGCCCAGCUGCUCAGGAAGUUUAUCAAGCUGGCAGCCCACCUCAAGGAGCAAAAAAAUCUCAACUCUUUCUUUGCUGUCAUGUUUGGUCUCAGCAACUCCGCCAUCAGCCGCCUGGCCCACACCUGGGAGCGUCUGCCCCACAAAGUCAGGAAGCUGUACUCAGCCCUCGAGAGGCUGCUGGACCCUUCGUGGAAUCACCGGGUGUAUCGACUGGCUCUCACCAAGCUUUCCCCGCCCAUCAUCCCCUUCAUGCCCCUUCUUCUUAAAGAUAUGACCUUCAUCCAUGAGGGGAACCACACCCUGGUGGAGAAUCUCAUCAACUUCGAGAAGAUGAGAAUGAUGGCCAGAGCUGUGCGGAUGCUUCACCACUGCCGGACUCACAGCAACGUGCCUCUCUCGCCGCUCAGAAGUCGAGCCUCCCACCUGCACGAGGACAGCCAGGUGGCAAGGAUUUCCACAUGCUCGGAGCAAUCCCUGGGCACCCGGAGUUCAGCCAGCACCUGGGCUUAUGUCCAACAGUUGAAGGUCAUCGACAACCAGCGGGAACUGUCCCGCCUCUCCCGGGAGCUGGAACCUUGAGGAGGGAGCUGGGACUGGAGCAAGCACUUUCUGCCAGGAAAACCAGGGCCGGCCCGGGCCAAGCCAAGGGGCCGCAGGCUGGCCACAGCUGGACAGGGCUCUCCGCAGAAUGGACUCGAGGCCCUGGAGCAGGUCAAGUGAAAGCAGCAGUCCCCUGUGAUGACAGGCAGCCAAGGAGGACCCCAGAGUGUACUGAGCUGGGGCCCAAGGCCAAGGAAUGGGGGACAGAGAGGCUGUGGAGUGGGUUGGAAAGCAGAGCAGGCGCUGGGACUCUGUUCAAUAGAGAACUCUCCACACCAGGUUUUUCCCA